AUGGUUAAGUUAGAUAAGCUCUUCGAACGUUUCUGGCUGAUCGAAGACCUUGAUCAUGAGCCCAAUAAAUCUCGUGACGAGGUUGCAUGUGAACAACAUUACAUUACUCACACCCAACGUGAUUCUUCUGGUCGUUACAUCGUUCGUCUUCCAUUCAGAGACUCCAAAUUUGAUUUGGGUAAUUCUAAGUCUCAAGGUCUCAAACGUUUCGAUUCCCUCCAAGCAAAAUUUGCUAAGAAUCCGUCGCUGAAGAUUGAGUAUUCCAAGGUGAUGGAUGAGUAUAUUUCUCUGGGUCACAUGACUCUUUGUGAGGAUAACCAAGAUGGUUAUUUUCUACCCCAUCAUGCAGUCGUAAAAGAAUCUAGUGAGACUACUAAGGUUAGAGUUGUUUUCGACGCUUCUUCUAAAACUUCUACGGGCAUUUCUCUCAAUGAUACGCUCAUUGUAGGCCCAACUAUACAAAACACUAUUUUUGAACAAGUUCUUCGUUUUCGUACUCACUCUUUUGUGAUCACUACCGAUAUCGAAAAGAUGUAUCGUCAGAUUUUAAUUCAUCCCGAUGAUCGAAAAUACCAAAGGAUUCUCUGGUAUCAUAAAGGAGAGGUCAAGACCUUCCAACUCAAUACAGUUACCUUUGGAGUAGCUGCAGCUCCAUUCCUUGCAAUUCGCACCAUUCAACAACUUGCUCGUGACGAGGCCAGAGAUUUUCCAAGAGCUAGUAAAUUACUCUUUCGUGACUUUUAUGUCGACGACUUUAUUUCUGGUUUAAAUACUCUUGAAGAACUUUUGGCAAUUCGUGAUGAAAUGAUAACUUUGUUGCGUCGAGGUGGUUUCAUCAUUCGAAAAUGGGCUUCAAAUCAUCUAUCUGCUUUGAAUACCAUUGACAAGAAGGUGUUCGAUCUUGACUGUGUUGUCAGAGAAGAUCCCAUUCAGAAAACUUUGGGUGUCGUGUGGGAUUCUCAAAGGGACAUCCUGCAAUAUUCUGUGAGUUGUAUCGAUCUUCAAGCUACUUCAACCAAAAGACAGCUUUUAUCUGAAAUCUCAAAGAUAUUUGACCCUUUAGGUUUAUUAGGACCGGUCGUAUUGUUUGCCAAAACCUUGAUUCAGGAUUGCUGGAAGGCCAAGGUUGGCUGGGACGAAUCACUUCCUCAAGAUAUCCAUACCAAAUGGAAAUCCUUUGUUCUUCAAUCACCAUUUCUGAAACAGGUCUCGUUUCCUCGUCAAUUUUUAAUUCCAAAUCCAACUAGGAUUGAACUUCAUGGCUUCUGUGAUGCCUGCAACUACGGUUAUGGUGCCUGCUUGUUCUUGAAAUCUGUAGACUCCUCAAACAACGUGAUAAUUCGCUUAGUUUGUAGUAAAUCUCGAGUCGCUCCCGUGAGCGGCGUGACAAUCCCUCGAUUGGAAUUGUGCGCUGCUUCCGUUCUCAAAAAACUUUACGUCGAUACUAAGUCUCAAUUCGAUUUCCCAAUUGAUCAAACAAUUUUUUGGUCUGAUUCCACUAUUGUUCUCGCGUGGUUGAAAAAUGCUCCUUAUCUCCUCAGAGUUUUCGAAUCCAAUAAGGUUGCUGAUAUUCAAACGUUAGGUGAACAAGUUUCCUGA
Molecule: messenger RNA, 1599 nt
Organism: Phymastichus coffea
Lineage: Eukaryota; Metazoa; Arthropoda; Insecta; Hymenoptera; Eulophidae
Exons: 1
Coding region: 1-1599 (532 amino acids)
Source: RefSeq, a predicted model, not a curated record